UUUCUAAAAUGCAAAUUUUAUAAACCUCAAAAGAGUGCAAGUUUGUUUACAAAUUUGAAAAUGACGACGACACUUCAAUUUAUUGCAAACAAUUAAUAGAAAAGUCAAGCAAUAAGCAUUGCAUUUGUGAAUUGAUUUAUCUAUGGAUUAAAUGAGGAACAUCUUUAAUAUCUACAUGUAUAAGUUAAUCAUGGACUACUUUAUUGAUAUGGGAUAAGCUGUCAUAGAAUGGAUCCUAAUCAGCAGAAUAGUGCACAGGGGAUCCAGCACAAUGUUCCUGGUCUGCCAGAUAUAGGGUACCAGUUUCCAAGGAUACCACAAAUGCAAAACAUACUUGGACCUCCUAUGAAUACAUUUGUGCCUGGUUACAAUGUGAUGCCACAGGGACAGGGAACAGUGAUGACUAAUAUACAAUCGGGUAUCCCAGUCAGUGGCUUUCUAUCACUAGGAAACUCAAAUGCAUCUGCUCCCCUUCCUUCCAUGGGGUCCUUUAUUGCAAAUCUUAAUCAACAAUCACAAGUGGGGUUGGUUCAGAAUGUUAACAAAGGAGGAAUGGAAAAUUGGACAGGAACACAUCAAAAUAAUAAUACACUGCCAAGUUUUGGUCAUUUCUUACUUCCCCAGCAGUACCAACAACAACCAACCAAUCAACAAGCAUUAAUAGGAACUUCAUCUCAAAUAAUCCCUGGCAACCAAACAUCACCACAGCAACAAGUUUUCUCUCCAAGCCAACAUUCCCCUCAAUUUUUUCAAACACAACAGCAGUCACCACAGCAACAGAUGUUUACAACAAAUCAAAAUUCCCCACAACAGGUGUUCAUCAAUAAUCAACCAUCUGCUCAGUUUUUCACACAUCCGCAGCAUUCACAACAGUUUUUUAAUCAGGCAAUUCAACAACAACAGGUUUUUAGUGGACAAGCACCUUCACAUCAGUUGUUCACAAACAUGACGAAUACACAACAAACACCACAACAAAUGUUCAGUACUUGUCAAAUUCCAAACAGACUUCCUUCAGGACAUGUUAUAGGACAAGAAGUAAUGCCCCAGGUGAUGGCUGCUCCUCGUAUGAAUCUGAAUACUAAUUAUAUUGCAGGAGUAAGUAAUGUUCUCGGAGUACCAGCUAAUCAGAUGCUCCCACCAAUUAAUCACAUAAUGACAUCAUCAGGAAGUCAGAUUUUACCUUCAGUUGCAAAUGUUUUACAAGGACAGACUUUACCCUCAUUUAGUCAUUUAGUAUCUCCAUAUGGUGGACAAAAUAGUACGAGUGGUCAAAUGUUUUUACCAACCAGUAUUUCAACAAGUCCUGUCACAACAUCAGUUAUGACGACUAUGUCAAAUCAAUCGCAUUUGAUAAACAUAUAUGGUGAUCAGAAAGUUUUAAACCCAGAUAAAUCAGUAUCCCAGGAUCCAUUAGUAGUUCAUUGCUGUACUGAAGUAACCAUAACAACACCUACAAUAACAACAACAGUUAGUCGAACUGAUUUAACACCAGUGACACUGCAAAUAUCUCCAUCUGUAUCAAAUGUUUCCAAAGAUAGGUCAAAACUACUUGAAGACUCAAGAACAGUAGUUGUGCCAUUUGGUUGGAGUCGUGUUGUAGUGGAUAAUUCUAUCAUUUAUUACAGUCCUAGUAAUGUACCAUUAAAGUCACCAAUGGAUUUAGCCAAAUACCUGACUACUGAGGGUACAUGCAAGUGUGGAUUAGAAUGUCCUGUAUUGAUCAACAAAGUGUUUAAUUUUGAUGUAGGAAUUCUUUCUAGGAUGUGGACAUUAGACAUAGACUGUCCUAAGGAUCUGACAAAACUUUGUAACCAUAAACGGAAAAUGAUAGCUAUGGCAGCAUUUCAUACAAACUACUCAAUUUCAUCAUCCCAGUUCUCAGAUACUGUAUCUGUAAAUUCUCUGAGUGGAAAUAUUUCAAGUACAACAGUUAGUAAAACUAAAUCAGAUCAAAAGAAGAAAACCAAAAGUAAAAUAGGGAAACCAGUUCCUUAUGAUGGUGUGUUAGUUUCACAGCUGAUAGCAGAGAGAGACAAGAUUAAACAGACAGACACAAGAAUUUCUGAUUUAGUAUAUAUUCCACAUAGUUUGGCCGAAAACAAAGUGCAUAGUGAAAUAUCAAAUAACACAAACACAAGCAUUCCAGAAAAACCACAUUACAAUCAUUUACACAGUGUUUCACAAGGAAACCAACCUUUAAGUUCAGUCACUAAUUUUGUUCCUGUUACAAGUCAGUUAAAUGACAACAUACCACAAAAUUUGUUAAAAAAUGUUCAAACAGCUACCAGUAUAAGUAUUGAAGCACAUGAUAAUGAUAAUUUACAGACUAGCAUAUCAGACAAUGUCAGGUUGGUUGUUACACCUCUCAGUGAAGCAAAUGUUGAGUUUUAUAACAAUACAUCUGAAAUCAAUUCAUCUCAAGAAACAUUGAUUGAUAAAAAGCCUGAUACACUGUUAUCUGGAGAUGAGAAUGUAAAAUCAAACAGUAUGUUAAAGAUUUCUACACACAGAGAAAGUCCACAAAGUAUUCGUGUAGAUUCCACAGUUAUGGAUGUGACAGAAAAUAGAUCUGGAGACAAUGAAAUAUCAUCAAGUCUUGAAGAAAAUGUAAUAUCCAAGAAGAAUGAAACAGGAGAAUUGCUCUCUCCUGAACAUGACGUUUUAUCUAAAAUAGAUAAAGAUACUUCAUGCAUAGCAUGUAUAGACGAAAAAAUGGAGAUUGAUGAAUCACUGACUGAUGAGAUGUUGAAAAAUAAAGAUGAUGAAAACCAAGUAAAACCCAGUAGUUCUACAUGUAGCAGUGUUUCUACUGCCAACCAAUCAAACAAAACCAUUGUACCCAAUAACCAAACAGACAUUUCUGCAUCUGAAGAAGCAGCUACUGAUAUAGAAAAUGACCAUACUAUAUUGGAAAAUGAAAUAAAGUGUACAAUUAAUUCUACAACAUCUGCUGAAACAAAAAAGAAAAUGGAAGCCCUAGUAAUAACAGAUGAAAUUUAUGUGACUACAACUAGCCAAUCAACAGCUGUCAUUAGUAAAAGUGAUUCAAAGUUUUCUUCAAAUACAUCUUCAAAUAGAGACUUACCUAAAAAGUCAACCUUUCUGCCUACAGAAAAGACAGCAUGCAUCAUUAGAACCUUGUCAUCGGUAACAAAUGAUUCACAAACUACUUUGUCAACAUUAACAAACGAAUCACCAACUAUUAGCAAAAAUAAUAACAUUGCUCAACCGUCAUCUUCAUUGGGUAUUUUAAAGGACACAUAUAUAACAGCUACUGAAGCAUUGAUUAACACUGUGGCUUCGAAUACACAAACAACUAAUGUGACUAGUUCUGUUCAGCAAACUACAAAAACAGAGGGGAAACCUGAUAGUCGUGAUUUGAGAAUUUCUGUGCCAAGUACUAUUGUCACAUCAAUAUUAUCAAGUAUAAAUGCAGUUAAAGGGCAUGAGACGGCAGAAAAGAAACAAAUUUCUCCUCGAUCAACACAAAAACCAGCAUCAAAGCAGCAAAAAGGGGGCAGCACAAAUUAUGGAGGUACAGCAUCAUCCAGAAAGUCACCUAAACCUCCAGCAUCAUAUGAUUCGUUUUCUAUGUACCAGUUAAGAUAUCCCAUGAUGCAUGGAGUAUUUCCACCUGUUUCUAAUUCUCAAGUGAAUCCUUUCGGCUUAAACCCAUUUACAGGACAGCUCAUGACUCCAGGAAUGUUUAAUUUUCCUUCUUAUCCAAUGAUGAAUGAUGCUUGGAUGGAUCCAAAAAUACCAAUAAGGAAGAAAUCUCCAAAAACCAACAAGAAAGAAAAAGUAAAAAAGAAAGUCAAUUGUGUAUAUGACAGUGACACACCACCCCCAAAUGUAGAUGUUAGUCAGUUACAGGAUCAUGGGAAAGGUCCUAUUCCCAAAGUUUCAACAUCAGCAUCUUUCAUGGAUGAUCCAUCUGCUUUUUUGGCAGAACAAACAGUGCUUAUAAGUAGUUCAUUAACCUCUAAUUUAUCUAGCCCAGCAAAAAAAUCGAAGAAUCCCUCAAAGAAAGAUGAUAAGAAUGACACAGUCGAUGGGGAUGUUAAGACCGCAACUGUUUCGUCUAGUAAAGUGAGUAAUAUCACUAAAACUACAACUUCAAUGUCAGUUUCAACACCAUUUACAUUAAGUAGUGCAUCACAUGGUAUGGUUGUGACUAAUAGUACUAGCCUCUCAAAGGUUGGAUCUGCUUUUAAAAAUAAACACUGGGGAUUACCAAUCCCGAUUUCAGAAUCUCAUUCCAUAUUAGAAUGUAAUGAAUCAGAUAUGUUCACAGAAGACCGAUGUGAAUCCUUGUCCCCAGAUUCAGGUAACGAAGGCCUUUCUAUGAAUGAGACAAUAACUCCUAGCUCUGUUGUUCAUCAUACUGCCACAAAACUUUCUAAGGAGAAAACACCAGAAUCUCAUUCUGAUAAGAAUACAAUACAAAACAAUAAAAUAUUGGAUAUUUUGUCAAAUGCUAAGAAAGGUUUUCCACCUGUAGGUCCAAUUGUAAAAAAGAUUUCACCUAAAAAAACUGUUACCAGCGUGACAUCAUCAUCUAUGACUCAGCCAGCAGUCAAGUCUUUUUCAAAUCGAAGUGCAAUACAACAGGUGCUUAGCAGUGCAAAAUCAAAUGAGUUUCCAGCAAGUACAUUGCUGUCUGCAGCUGCUAGAGCUCAAAUGGCUCAACAAACUAUGAAUUUCCCAAUAAUUCCAUCAGUUACACAGACACAGUUACCGUAUGUGAGUCAAGUUAAGACAAGUAUUGCAAUGGGCAACAAUGUAUCACUUGUAUCAGCUGAUGGGAGUACUUUUCUUGCUACACAAUCUAAUACAGAAACGCUAAAUUCAGCAAAACUACAAGGAAGUAAUCCAAAGAGUGACAUUGUCUCUGGACAUGAAUCUGUUGCUAAAUUGUUGAGACAGCCAAUUAACUUGAAUAGAAAUACUCUAAAAGGCAUUGAUACUAUUAUAAGUAAACCUCAAACUUCAGAAAAGUCAUUGAACAGUUCCGUAUUAGCAACAACAGUAUUAAAUUUGAAUUCCAAAACAGUUGAUUCUGUCCCAGGGGUUUCAGUAAAUUCUGUUACCAUUCCUAAUUCUGUACCAUCAAACAUAUCAAAUAGCUUACCCCAUAUAUUGCCAAAUUUAUCUGGAUUACCACAGAAUUUAGGACAACCACUAAUGAAUAUUAUUGGCAAUAACUUAGGAAUGAAUUUACUUCCAAAUGGACAAGUGGUACUGCCAGAACAGAAUGGCAUAACAAUCCCACAAAACAAUGUUCAAUGUAUUCCACUUCAAAAUGACCAUCAGACACAUGCAUUUGUAAAUAUGGAUAAUACAAGUCAAAGCAUACAUGGAAUUAUGACAGGAGCAAAUACAAUAGGAAGUUUAUCCAACAAGAGUACAACACAGGUGUUACCUCUUGAAUCUCAGCCUAAUUUGGUGAAACCUACUGAAAUGCCAAAUAUCACAAAAAUGUCUGUGAAUUAUGGUGAUCAGUUGCUACAGCAACAGAACAUCCAAUCAACCAAUGGACAAAUGGUUCUUAUGCCAAAUUUACAUAUGCCAUUGAUGCAGUAUCUGGGAGCAAAUUCAUUGCCAGUGAAUAUGAAUUUGGAUAAAACUGCAAUUCCUCAAUUAUGUAAUAUGCCAGAUUUGCAAAUGCUUAAUGGACAAGUGCAGAUUGGGUUAUCCCAAGUGGGAGCACCUUUAAACGUGAUGAAUGUUCAGCAACAAGUAUGGAACAAUCUGAAUACAGGAAAUCUGACAGCUAUGCAGAUACAAACAUUACAAUUACAACAACAGUUGCUUCAGCAAAUUCAACAGCUUCAAGAUAUGCAGUCAUUGAUUAGUCAGUUCAGUCUCCAAGGGAACAGCUUACCUGUGACGACUAGUGCCAGUAGAGACAUUUCCAUGACAACAAAAGAAAAUCCCAUUACAGGGAAAGAUACUCCUGAAACAAUGGUUUCCAUUGUGUCUACUACAUGCCAGGAAAGUCCAGGAAAUGAUGAAGACGGAUCUGGCAAUUCAGAAGAUAAAGGAACUUGCACAGAUUUUGAUGAGGGUGACGAUGACUCCAAUUAUCUGAACUCUAUUGAGGAGGACAGGGAGGACUAUAAUGGUGAUGUUGCGGAUACAACAUGUGGUCAAUCAUCACCCAUGGAAAGAGAUGAAGAUGAAGAAGAUAUUCAGGUAGAAAAUUUAUAUGACACUCAUACCUCUGAAAUUGAAACUGACAGUGAAAAUUCUGGUGCUUUUCAUGGUCUAAGAAAUACUUUAAGUGGUGCUAGUAGUAAUUGUAGCACUGCUGAAAAUUUGACAGAAAAUGUCAGUAUGUGCCAUACAAACUAUACAAGUGAACCGGUGAAUCUUGUUUACAUUAAAAAACAAGACAGUUUAUGUGCGAAUGUAUGUACUAGUAGUAGUGGUGUAGUUGAUUCAUCUGUGAUGUCAUCUAAAACCCAAUCAAAAUAUAGAAUUUCAACACAGUCUUCAAUAAAGAAAUACAGUUCUGAACAACCUUUAUAUUCAACAGAGACAUUGUUAGAUGUAUCUGUGCCUUCAUGUAUUGAAAACACUUCCAUAUCAAACUCUCCAGUGAAUCUGUCAUGUCAGACCCGAAACAUGGGCAAGGAUGUUGAUCAGAAUGUCAUUUCCUUACAACCCAGUGAAAAUGAGGCCAUUAAUAUGUCACAGAAAAGAAGUUUUGAGGAGGAAGAAAUUGAUGUUACAGAUGACACUUUUGAGUCUGCCAGUCCAGUAAAAGGAUUACAUGACUUUUCUAUUGGAGAUUUGGUUUGGGGACAGAUCCGUGGGUUUCCUUCUUGGCCAGGAAAAGUUGUACAUGAGUCUGAAGUUUAUGAAGCAGAGGAAUUAGAACCUGGAAAGUGUUGGGUAAAAUGGUUUGGUGAUCAUACUUUCACUCAAGUAGAAAUGUUAAAACUGAAAACUUUAACUGAAGGACUAGAAGGACAUCAAAAAUCAAAGAAAAAGAACAAAAAAGGCAGAAAAAUGAAUUCUAACCUGGAAGCAGCCAUACAUGAGGCUUUGAUAGAAUUAGAUAGGCAGACCACUUUACAGAUGGAAAUGAAAAUUAAACCAAAAGGCAAAAUUACCAAGAAGAAGAAGGUUAAAUAAAGACAGAAGGAGACCAUAUCAUAUGAUAGAUCACAGAGUUCAGAAGAUACUUAUCAUUUUAUUAUUGUUGCUUAAGUCAUCUGGGAAUCUUAAUUAUGAUUUUGAACAAAUGGGGUAUAAAGAUUUACUACAAUUGUGAUUAUUUUAUUUUAAGUUUAGUGAUAUGUGAUUUACAUGAGUUUUUACAUGCGGUUAUUGAUGGAAGAGCACAGGUGUCAAAUCUUCAGAUGUAAGACACAAAUGAAAGAGCUUGUAUUAUCAUUAAUUCAUUAAAUUGGAUUCUCUAUCUGAAAAUUAUAUCUCAAUACUGGGGGUGAAAUCGUAUCUCCUUACAGGGGGUGGAAUCAUAUCUCCAUACAGGGGGUGAAAUCUUCCACUGUUGGACAGUUGAAAAUCUCACAAUUUCUCCCAGUUACACACAUCAUUUUAUACCAGGUUUACAACAUACUUCUAAACAAUUCCUCAAAGAGAGAUUUCCAACUUUAGUGAUUUGAAAAAUUGACAAGUGGGCAACCGAAUCCGAUGUUUCUGAAUUUUAUGUAUUUUUUCAGCUAUAAAUGCAUACACCAGUACACAAAUAAUAUAAUUUAUGUUGCCUUAUGACUGGACAGUGACUGCUUCACUUUUCUAUUUUAUCCGUUCAAUUGAUAAGAAAUUUUACAGUGAUGUUGGUAGAACUGGAAUAGAAUUAAGAAUACUCACAAUCCUGUAGGAUCAAUAUCUACUGUCUGCAAAACAACCAAUUGUAAAGUCACAUAAGAAAAAUAAACUAGUAAUUUUUAAAUUACUAUAAAUUGUAAAAUUUUAACAUGCUAGGUUUAAAAGGAUUGACUCAUUUCUUAAAGAAUGAACUCUUUUUAAAAAAUAUAAUCUAAAAAUUCAGUAAAAUAUACAUUGGU
Messenger RNA from Mytilus californianus (California mussel), 8039 nucleotides. RefSeq lists its product as uncharacterized. NCBI's taxonomy places the organism in Eukaryota, Metazoa, Mollusca, Bivalvia, Mytilida, Mytilidae. The record is from RefSeq and is a predicted model, not a curated record. Gene Ontology annotation, cellular component: chromocenter; nucleus. Gene Ontology annotation, molecular function: DNA binding; chromatin binding. The transcript is spliced from 7 exons. Bases 229 to 7140 code for a protein of 2303 amino acids.